This is a messenger RNA of Durusdinium trenchii, 3232 nucleotides long. The record is from the annotation of a GenBank genome assembly. Lineage: Eukaryota; Dinophyceae; Suessiales; Symbiodiniaceae.
AGCCAUUUGGAAGGCAAAGCAAAGCCAAUUAGUCCACCUGACCAAAGCAUGUCGCUUGCGCUGCAGAUGUCAGAAUUCGAGGGCCGGUUACAGAGGGCCGUGCAGCAAGCCAAGCUGGUGUUAUCCUCCCAGAAAUCCCUGCAGCUGCCGAAUGAGACACACCAUGGUUAUGAGGACAAGUUCGCCUUGGUGGAACGUGUGACGCAGCUGACCUUAGCUUCGCAGGUGAACUGCUUCGAAGCCAUCUUGGGCCUCCACAAAGAGAAAUGGAUGGAAGUGAAGCGUUGGGCAGAGCGUGCAGAGGUCUCCCUUCGCUUCACGGCAGAGGAGCGAUGUAGCUUCCUGAGAGAAGAGACUCGAGAGGUCGAAGAUGCCAGCAGAUCGGUGACCGAGUUCUCGGUCGGCUAUGCCAUGGGAUUGACCAGCAAGACGGUCACCAAAGAGACACAGUUCUUUUGGAACUUUGAGGUGACCUACAAGGUGGAGCUCCUUCGAGGGGUGGGAGCCGAAGCAUCAGAUCGACUUUUGUUGCAAAGCCACUCACAGAGCACCGAGCUCAAGAAUAAGACCAAGGUGUCCCCGCGCCCAGCAGCCAAUGUGCCAGCACAUUGUGAAUCAGUACGCAUCACGGAGCUCCUCAAACUUUUGGAGGAGCACGACGGAGGUCUCCGUCCGAUCUUCCAGAUUGACCGGUCUUCGCCGAAGACGAAGACCCCCCGGAGGAAUGCCCAGACGGCGGCGAUCGCCGAGUAUUUGGAGAAUCUGGUGCGGUUCUUCAUGUCAGUCACCAGAUACCUCGAGAGCCUUAGCCGCCGGGAUGCUUUCACGAGCUCUGCGAACCUCUCUGCUGAAACAAUUUUCGUCCCUGCGUUGCCACUCUUUGCGGAUGCGGAAGACGUUGAUCUGCAGGAGGUUCAGGAAUCAGGGCCUCUGUGCCUCUGCAAUGAGACUGAUCGAGAUGGCCCAGUGAUCUCGGUGGCGGAUGGCAACCGACUGCUGAAGGAAGAGAUGCGAACCUGGCUCGCGAAGAAGGAGAGUUUGGCUGAAGAGGUGCAAGACCGCGGCGUCUUCACACCAGGGGCGGCUUUUCUGCUAGUGGGAUUGCUCCAUUGCUUGGAGGUGGUGAAACAGUGGUGUGGAAGCCUGAACUUUGUGGAACAGAUGCUGCAGGAUCAGUUGGUCGCUGCCAUUGGGAAAGAGGUCACAGUGGUGGAUUUUGCCCAUUACAUGCGCUUUCACUAUCGAAAGCUCUUCCGCGAGGCGUUUCAGCCCACGGCCUUCAGCUUUCCGGUCCGCCGGGACCCGCGGCAUUCUCCGGAGGGCACCCUGAGCAUCGAAGAGAAGGGAGGAGCGGGACCCCUCUGCAGCAUCUGCUCGUCGAGAGAGGGGCAGAGCAUGAGCUUCCCGCUGAAUGCAUCCACCAAAGUCUCCUUUACUGGUAAUGUGCACCUUCACGCAUGGCUAGCUCAUGAGUUUGCCGGACAACGCUCGAGCAGCUUGUCCUUGCUGUCUCGGGCGCAGCAGUUCAGUUGCUUCAUGGUGUUGGUGGGUCGAGUGACUUCAGCGACGGAGUUUGAUCCCAAGUAUGCCAUCUUACUGCAGAACAAGGACGAACUGGAGAUUCCUCUGGAUUUGUCGACGAUCCCCACACCGCAGGAGUUCAAGGACGCCAUCGAGUCUCUGUCCCCAGAGCAGCAAGCCUUCGCCAAGGCCUUCCGUGCCAUGCAGUUGGAGAGCACCUUGUUCGGAAUUGUGGUUGUGCAGAUCAAGCCGCAGCUGGAGCAACUUCUCAACUUGCCGGUUGAUAGCCUCACCAAAGAGAUCAAACUGACGCAGGAGAUCUUGCAGCUCUUCGUGAAGUUCCAAAUUCCCAGCGACUUGCUCUCCUUCUCGCCCGACCUGCUACAGCCCCAAGAGGCCGCCACACCGUGCAAGCGGCUGGAAGUCGUUCAGGCGCAGGUGAAAGAAAUGACAUCGAUGAUUGAGGGCGAAAAGGUGCAGGAGCUCCAGGUGCGCAAGGCAGAGGAGGAGUUGAAACAAGCCGAACAGCUGAAGAAGCAGAAGAUCUCGGAGGAGAUGCAGCGUGUCAAGGACCAGGUGACCAACAACAUCAAUGCUAUCCAGCUGCGCGGAGAAAGCUUGGAUUCGCUCAUGCAGAAGUCGCACGACUUAUCCAGCACAUCAAAGCACUUUUACAAGGCCGCCACGGCCUGCUCCACCCGGGGCAUGCGUGGCAGCCGCAGAGCCUUGGGAGGGGGGGGAAUGAGUGGAGGAGCUCCGCGUUCCUUCCGACCCUCCGUCAAGACUGGGUUGGCGCCCGCCGACGCGAGCGCGCGGUUUCUCGGUGGUGCUGACGAUCGACUUGGUCACGGCUCAUUCGAACCUUCCGUCGCGACGAACAUCGCUGGGGCGGCCGAGCGCUUUCGCACGAUGUCCUCGUGUGUGUCGGGUGAGGAGAUGAUCACACGAAUUGAGGAUGGUUCGCAAGUGGAAGCGCCGGUCGAGACCGGCCAACCGGUGCCAGUUGGGCCCGUCGGGGAGUCUGAGAUGGUGUCCAAGAGCUCGCAGCGGGAUUACAGUGGAGUGCCCAAAGAACUGGAUGCCCAGUUCGAGCGCUUCGGCAGCUCCUUGCGACCCACCAUCAUCACGCCCGGCAGCAGCUGGAGCAAACGCUCGCAGCCAGGGGUCCUGGGCGCGCGGAAGGCGGAGACCCUGAAGGCCGAGGAGCAAAAACGCGAGAAGGACAGUGCCUUUGACCUCCUUGAUGCCUUGACACGCUCGGGCGCGCUGCCUCUGAGCCAUGCAGAGAUGCACAUUGUGGUGGCCGCCACACAGAUCUUCGAGAAGACCGUCAUGGAAACUGUGAUUCAGGAGAACACAAACCCCAUCGCUGAAGUGGAACGCUCCAGUCUGGUGAUUGUGUCCACCAUCCAUGAGAGGCCGGCCAGAGCAUUAAUUCAAGACGCCUGUCGCAUGCGGGUAGCUGCUGGCUGCUCGGAGCUCAUGGACGGGUGAUGUGAGGCGUACACGCCUUCCAGGUGGAUUAGUAAUCCCUCGAACCCCCAGAAACAUCCGCGUCUCGAAACGCCUGACUUGAGCCUCAACUACGGUUUUGCCAUGUUUUGAAAUGGGAUGCAACAGGACCUGCGUCCAAGACGCUAUCGCGGGGUGUGCAAGAGCCGAACACCGACAGUUGUACAGUGAUAGGUGUGCAAGGCCGCCAGUGAGGGAA